Andrographis paniculata is the source of this 4706-nucleotide messenger RNA. RefSeq lists its product as uncharacterized. The transcript is spliced from 5 exons. The record is from RefSeq and is a predicted model, not a curated record. Bases 1560 to 4628 code for a protein of 1022 amino acids. Gene Ontology annotation, biological process: meristem development; meristem maintenance. NCBI's taxonomy places the organism in Eukaryota, Viridiplantae, Streptophyta, Magnoliopsida, Lamiales, Acanthaceae.
UCAAUUUAUUUGAUUUUCUAAUCAUUUUCCAUCACUGCAUCUAUUGUGUUUUAUAUUUCUAAGAUAUAAAUUUCCCAAAGGAAUAGGUAUACACGACAUGGCUAAUUUUAUUUUCAUUGAAAGCAUCUUUCUUUCUCUGUUUUGGAUAAUCUGAUUUGCAUAAAUUCCAAAUAUUGUAUUCUGCUCCGCGAAAUCAUAAAUCAUGUUGUUGAUGUAAUUUUUCAACAAAAAUAAAGUAAAAUUCAAAGAUAUAGAAAAUAUCCUUAAACUUGAUUAAUUAGUGCCUGAGAUUAGGAAUCUCUAAACACUGUAAUGUACAGAAAAUAAACUGGAAAAUAAAAGACUGAAAUUUAAAGUGGUGAUCCCCAAAUCUGACUUUGCUUUGUUGAAGUUGAUUGAAGAUGCCUUGCCAAAUGAUUAUCCAAGCCUUUAAAUAUUCUCUGGGAAACCGUACCGAAAACCGUCACCCGAACGGUUACAACGUCUCCUUCCCAACCGUCUUCCAACCCUUCUCAUGCUGACACGCGUCCCCAGCAGACCAAAAUUAUCCCUAUAUUUCACUCUUUGCGCCGACCACAGACCUUCCGCUCUUUUGGCCCGACUGCCAAUCUACAAUAGUAUGGGUCCGACCGCCAAUCCUCCCGACUUGCGAACCAUCUGGCUUGAGGUCUUUCCGCCCUGGGGACUUCCCGACCUGAAAACCUUCCGACUUGAGGUCUUUCCGUCUUGAGGACCUCCCAUCCUGAAAACCUUCCGACUUGAGGUCUUUCCGCCUUGAGGACUUCCCGACCUAAAAACCUUCCGACUUGAGGUCUUUCCGUCUUGAGGACUUCCCGACUUGAAAACCUUCCGACUUGAGGUCUUUCCGCCUUGAGGACUUCCCGACCUGAAAACCUUCCGACUUGAGGUCUUUCCGCCUUGAGGACCUCCCGACCUGAAAACCUUCCGACUUGAGGUCUUUCCGUCUUGAGGACCUCCCGACCUGAAAACCUUCCGACUUGAGGUCCUUCCGUCUUGAGGACCUACCGACCUGAGGUCCUUCCGUCCUAAUGACUUUCCGUCUUGAGGACCUACCAACCUGAAGACCUUCCGACCUGAUGACUUUCCGUCUUGAGGACCUACCGACCUGAAGACCUUCCGACCUGAUGACUUUCCGUCUUGAGGACCUACCGACCUGAAGACCUUCCGACCUGAGGUCCUUCCGUCUUGAGGAUCUACCGACCUGAAGACCUUCCGACCUGAGGACUUUCCUUAGUAAUAAACCUAUUUUCCUUGAUUUCCUCAUGGUGCCCUUCAGUCAGUUCAAUCAACUCUAUUGCCAGGCCCAUUCUUCUUUUUACCUUGGGCUUUUAACCUAAUUCUAAAUUUCGUACGUAACAACUUGCCCGCCGCCAAGGGACUUUCAAACGCCAUUUAACAAUCAAUGUUUGGAAGUUCAUAAAUCACCACCCUCUUGAAAAACUCCCUUAGCAACUGCACCAGUUACUGCAACUCUCCUGAGUAACUUCCUUCUCCGCAAUACAAGCUUUUCUGAAUCACAAUCCCAAAACACUCUAACCAUGGCGAAUCAAUACAUUCCUGCCCUUCCCUUCGACGGAACCCUCCCGGAGGGCCCAUUUUCAGCCUCGAAAGUACUGACUCCGACGAUCCGUCCAUAUUGCACUACUCCUGAAGAUUCUAAUCGGAUGAGGGAAGUCUUGGAAUCCCGAAAUCUCUUGGCUAUCAACAACCCUAACUACCAAGCACUUCGCAUUCGAGACAGCAUCAAAACCCAUCUUACGGACCCAAAAGAUCCUUACUGCGCUUGGUAUCGACGGGUAGCAGAACACUUCCAAACCCAAUGGCGUUCCCAAAAGAUCGACCAAGCAAUACUACUGUCCACUAUGCCUAUCAACCUGCAUGAGAAGGUGUUGUUGGCCAUGUCUGCCUUCUGGAAUGCGGAAAAUGGGACUUUCCUCUUCCCAUCAGGCCCCUUUGGCCCAACUCUUAUGGACGUUGCAAUGAUCGCGCAUCUCCCAGUCGUGGGUGAAGACCCUGUAAUGGGAGCCCUAGAUGGGCAGGAGCCAUCAGAAGACCAUCCAGGGUGGUCUUUACAAGGUGUGAAGGAAUGGGGUUGGACAAAGUUCGCAACCGACCAGCAAGGGACUCCAGGGACCCCUGUAACCGACCGGGAGCAUACUGCCUUUAUCCUUUUUUGGCUUUGUAGGUACGUCAUUGUUUCCCCUUCCAAAUGUGUUCUUCCUUCUCAUCUCGACCUAGCCAUUCAUAUCGCGUCAGGUCGUUUUUUCUCUCUUGGCACCCUGUUUUUAGCCAAUCUGUUUGAAGGACUCACUAGAGUUAGCCUUCGUUUAACAGAUAAUGAUAAUAGGAAAUUAGACACUGCCGCGUCGGGUCCUUUUUGGUUUUUAGAACUUUGGUUCCGGCUCUACUUCCCCAACGCGUUUAACUUAGGAUCUCCGCCCACUAUGCCAACAGCUGAAAAACAUUUGGGAUUAGCCCUUAACCGACUCUGCUCAGGACGCAAUAACCUCCAAUCUUCCGAUCCAAUAAUAAUCGCAGUUUUAACAGAUACCCGCAGUAACUCUCGAUUUUCUAUGUAUAAAAAGUAUGCGGGCUAUGCUCCCGACCAUUUUUGGCCUUUUCCAGUACCAAAUCCGCUUCCGACUCCUGAGCCUUGUCCUCAUUCCACUUAUCCUUUUGCCUGGGACGUUGCCCUCAAACCCAGGUCCCUCUUUAGUAGCAAAAAACUUGAUAAAAAGGGGCAGAAAACCUUUUACACUUUUAAUUAUGAACCUCAAUUCAUGGCGCGCCAGUUCGGCUGUUGCCAGGGUAUCCCUGGACCCGUCGCGUGUCCGCAUAUAAUUUUUCAAAGCCCUGACCGACGAGUCCUACCGAAUUCAAUCCCUUCUUAUAUCUCCCAGCUCACCACGUAUAUAACUUCCAAUUCUUAUAUUCCUUUCCGCUCCAACCCUGAGACUGUAGAUACUUUCAAUGAAUGGUGGUCGGUUGUAUGGCCCCUGAUUUCCCCUGAUGAGGGUCGGUUGCUGAACAUACUCCUUCCACCCCAAGGAUUGGUUCUAGGGGCGGCUAGACAUACUAGCACACAACAACAAACAGCCGCCCCGGGAACCGGGUCUGUUGUUCCAACGCGAAAAAGGAAAGCGUCCCGGCUGCCAACACCCCCGACCUCUGGGGCCGAUCAGCAAGCACCAGCGGACCUUGGAACUACGAAAACAUCAGCAAGGAUCCGACCCCGAAUAGAACCGACCUUGGCAGCCCCGACCACACAACCGACGCCAACCCCAGCCGACCAACCUUUGGUCCCGACUGAGGCAGUUCCUCUCCAAACUCCUACUCCACUUCUUACUUUGCCAAUGAGCAGUCGGACGGAGGACCCGACGAGGAGGCAAACUCUUCCUCCCGUACCGAGGAGUGGUCGGGCCAGGCACCCGACCAGGAGGCAAUCUUUACAAGAACUGCCUAUAGCACCAACACCUUCACCCAUCGGAUCAGCAGCAAGGGUCUCUUCUGACAGCGAGGGGACUACUUCCCAGAUGGGUCGACCGCCAUACAUGGCAUCAGACUCAUCCAUUCCGCAGGAACAACCAGCCGCCCUCGCCGAAACUGACCCUCAAGACGACAUCCUUGAUGCUGCUGAUCCCGAAAUCGAAGGUGUCCCUGCUGCGGCUAUCUCAGGUGCUCCAGAGAUCCCGGCUGCAAUGGCUCUAGAUGCAGCCGCCCAACCUGCAGCCGCCCAGCCAGCAGCAGCGUUACCUCCAGCAAUUGAGUGGCAGGCAGAAGAACCACCUGUGGCAGCCCAACCUCCAGAAAUGGAAGAAGUGUCUUCGUCCGAUUCGGAGACUUCUGUGAAUUUGGGACCCAGGUCGGCACCUCAACGACCAUUCGCAGCAGCCGACGAGUCGGCUGCUAUUAUACCAGCUGUCUGCCCUACUCGACCGACCUCAUUGCUGCCCCCCUCACUGACAGCAGUCCGCCCAGAGGGGCCUUCGGACUUAGCUGUCCUAUCGACUGUUCCGGUUCCGGCGGAAGCCCGAACCAUAUUCACUGAGGCCAUUAACCAUCCCCUGUCAGAAUUAGGAUCUGACUUAUUGGACAGACUCAUUCAGACGGUUGGUGGCCUUCUUUUUUACACUCCAACGGAAUCGCCAGCCGUCCCCAUUCUGCAUCGGCUGAUGGAAAGACUUACAGAGCUCAAGACUGAAGUGUUAGUCAUUGGACUCCUGUCAGCCGAAACCCCCCAGCCCGACUUCGAUCAAACAACGCUGGAGAAUUCUUUGGCUAAGACCCGAGAAUCUCUUCAGCAGACUACUGGAAGGCUGGGUGGUCUCCUUAGCACGAAAGCUCAAGUUGAUGAAGCUAUUCAGAAAAAGGAGGCAGAAUUGCGGGAGCUAAAGAAGGAACAGUCUACCCUGGAUAAGCAAAUUACCAAUGAACAGCGUCUGCUUGAGAAAUAUACCAAAAAUGAGGCUGAAUUGGAUCAAGAGCUAAAAACCCAAGCCCGAUCCCAAUUCAUCAUAAGAUAUCAAACGGCUGCCAAUACCAGAAGGCUAUCCAGGGAUGAAAUCAAAUGGACCCAUAUAAAAACCGCCCUAGGGGCAUUGUUGUAAUAGCUUCCCCUUUGUAACAAUACUUGACUUAGUAAUCCAUUUUUUCUUUCUUCUCUCAAAACAAGGAUCACCUUUCAA